Messenger RNA from Drosophila hydei, 1601 nucleotides. RefSeq names its product galectin-4. The coding region runs from base 284 to 1471 and encodes 395 amino acids. The record is from RefSeq and is a predicted model, not a curated record. The transcript has 2 exons. Lineage: Eukaryota; Metazoa; Arthropoda; Insecta; Diptera; Drosophilidae. Gene Ontology annotation, molecular function: galactoside binding; carbohydrate binding.
CCAAAUAUUUGUAUAUUGAAAUCAACUUUCCAGUAUUGUUAAUCAUGCUGCAAUCUUUUUAAUGACACUUUCAAUCAAAAUAUUCCCACAUUUUGCAAAUCAACAACAAAAUCAACAAAAUUCAUUUAAGUUAUAGCCCGCUUAGUUGACCCAGCUUGUUUCGCAGGACGUUCGACACAAAAGUCCAAUUUAUUUUAGCGAAACAUUGGAAGACGACCAAUUUUCGACCUUUGCCAAUGCCGACAUUUGAGUAUGCAUAAAAUUCAUAGGGGGCUGGAAGGCCAUGAAUGUAUACACUGGCGCGCGCAGCAUUGCCUUGAGGCGUGAUUUGGAUGCUUUGUCUGUAUUCUAUGAAGAACGCAGCGCUGCCAAUCCUAAGAAAUUGUUUAUGUUGAAAAACACGGCUCGGCCUGGUCUUAGUUUUCUCAUUCAUGGAUUAAUUCUUAGCGAUUGCGAGCACUUUGUGAUUGACUUUAUGUCCAAAAUGACAAGGCCAAAAAGUAAAAAGCGUGACACUGUCUUGGAGAUUGGGGCGCGUCUGCCACAAAACUAUAUUACACGGAACUCGCGGUUAAUGGGCAAGUGGGGCCCAGAGGAGAACUCGUCUAAUUUACCAUUUCAACUCAAACGUGGCAAAACAUUUUGGAUGCAGGUGCUGCUGACAGACGAUUCGUUUUUUAUUUCGGUAAAUGGCUUUCACUUCGCCACGUAUAGAUACCGCAUGCCCUAUAAGUGGAUAACUGGAGUUGAUGUCCGCGGAGAUGUCGCCGAUAUAGUCAUUGACAUCUUCCAUGUUACGGAAUAUCCGGUUCGUGUAAGCCUUAGCUUGGCGAACGAAUUGCCAUUCAUUAGAGAUACUUCAAAAGAAAUGUUGCUUCACAGUAGCCUUCACGUGUCUAAUAAGCUGCGGUUUAUUGAUAAUCCCAUUCCAAUCGUCGAGGCUGCCCCAGUUUCCACACCUGAUUUGAUCAUACCGUACUAUGGGCGAAUGCAACAGAAUGAAAAACUUACGGAUGGUCGUAUGAUGCGCAUUGAGGGUCGUGUUCGUCUAAUGCCACAAACUUUUUGUGUGACCUUACAGUGCGGGCAGAACAUUUGGCCGCCUCCAAAUGCAUCGCUAUCAUUUAGUCCCAAUUUCAUACGGGGCAGUCGCACCAAGGUGGGUAAAGCCAUAAUUACGAGGAGCGCCUUUAUAAACGGUAAGGAGAUAAAUCGUGAAGUCUCACGCCUCAGCACCCAUUUGGGACCGGGGAAAGCAUUUGUUCUUAUAAUCGCCUGCCGGAAGAACUGCUAUGAAUUAUAUGUCAACAGCAACUCGAUCCUGACAUUCAAACAUCAGAUGAAUCCCGCAGACAUUGACAUGGUUAACAUCAGGGGUGACGUUAAGCUGUGGAAUGUUGUCAUCGAGGUCGGCACACUUCCGUCGCGGCUCCGUCCUCGUUCGAUACACAGUGUUGCUUCAAAAAAAUAAAUACAAGAAUAUAUUGGAUCUCUGUUUAAAAGCUUCUAGCAUACAUGAAGCAAAUAUAAUUAUAGCUCUGAGCUGGCAGAACAAGUUCAAUAGAAGAAUGUAAUAUUGUUAAAUAAUAAAAUCGUACGUA